Molecule: messenger RNA, 1302 nt
Organism: Nematocida ausubeli
Lineage: Eukaryota; Fungi; Microsporidia
Exons: 1
Coding region: 1-1302 (433 amino acids)
Source: RefSeq, a predicted model, not a curated record
AUGGAACACACCCCCUCUUUCUCCUCGAUAUACCCAAUAGACGGGAUCCAAACAGCAAAUAAGAACAUACAUAGCUACUUCAUGAAAAAUGACAACUCGUACUGCGUGGACAGCCAGCACCGAUACGCUGGAUACAGAAAAGAGACAGACAGGACGUACAUUGUAGUCAUAUCAAAGUAUGAGAGCGUCACAGGAGACUACACCUACAAGCACAACAGUGCCUCUCCGGAAAUAGAGUGUCUAAUUGGGGAAAGAAAAGACAAUCUGCAGACAAAGAAGGUCUCUCUGUCUAACCUGCUCAAGACCAUCAAGGAGAUAGAGUACUCUCUGCCUGGCAUGGAAGAGGUGCAUGCAGGCGAGAUUUUCAUUGGCCUUGUAUAUCCAGAUGGUCUGAACCGGGUGAGCAUUCUAAACAUGGUAGACUCCAUUCUGAACCACUCUAGGUUCAAGGGAGUUCUUCUCCUUCCACUGUCCCUCAGCGUGUGCUUGGGGAUGGGGCUUUCAAAUGCUGUGGUUUACAUUGAGGCAGACAAAACGGUCUCUCUCAUCGAAGACAACUGCAUCUUUGACACCUUUACAGAAGGCAGGCCGGGCAGCACCACUCUGUACGGAAGCGAUGUUGUUGAGGAGUUUCUGAGAAAGGAAGAGCCUGCCAAGAGUGUAGAGGAGAUGGUUUGCUUUAUGUGCAGCGCGGCCUUUGAGAUAUCAGAGUUCAGCAUGCAUUUCCUUAACAAGCACAUGAUAGAUAUCUAUGCCAACCAAAGACACAGCGAUACUCUUCUGCACAAGUGCCGGCCCAAGGAAGAACCCGCACAGCCCGAGGAAGAGGCCCCAACUGACGUGGUUGCAGUGGGGAAAAGCAUGCUUCAGAAGCUUUCUCCUGCAGAAAGAGUUGCCAAGAUUAGAUCAACUGUUAUUUUUAUAACUGAGCAGGAUGUUCCAGAGCCAGAAACAGUACUAAAUACAGCAGCAGAUACUGCGCCAGACACAGCACUAGAUACAGUGCCAGAUACAGCAGAAGCAGGGCCAUCAGAGAGCACACUACCAGAGGAAAGCGAAGAGACCACCCGAGGGUUUGAGCAAUGCGCAAAGAACAACUCUGCAAUGCUGCCUCCAAUCAUUGAAGAUGCAGCCUCAUCAUCUGUCAUAUGCAUACAUGACUCAAAGAAGGCACAAACUGCAUGGAAUGGAGUCUUUGCUCUGGUGAAUAUCGAGCCAUCCAAGGACCUCUGGCUCACAGAUAAAGAGUGGCAGUCCGUGGGCCUGCGCGUUCUGAAGGAGAAAGUUCUUUUUCCCAUAUAG